CAAGAUACGGCCUUUUAAAGUUCCGCUUUUCAAACGUUUAUAGGCUGAAAAAUGGUCAACUUUGACAUUUUUUCCUGGAAAAACCAAAAAUUUCCAAAAAAAAUUUCCAACAUUUUUAGAAUAUUUGGAACCUUUUGAAUCGUUUGGUACCGCUGAAACAGUCGUACCUCUUAUAGUUUCCAAGAUACGGCCUUUCAAAGUUCCGCUUUUCAUACUUUUAUAGGCCAAAAAAAGGACAACUCUGACAUUUUUUCCUGGAAAAACCAAAAAUUUCCAAAAAAAUUUUCCAACAUUUUUAGAAUAUUUGGAACCUUCUGAAUCGUUUGGUACCGCUGAAACAGUCGUACCUCUUAUAGUUUCCAAGAUACGGCCUUUCAAAGUUCCGCUUUUCAUACUUUUAUAGGCCAAAAAAAGGACAACUCUGACAUUUUUUCCUGGAAAACCCAAAAAUUUCCAAAAAAAUUUUCCAACAUUUUUAGAAUAUUUGGAACCUUCUGAAUCGUUUGGUACCACUGAAACAGUCGUACCUCUUAUAGUUUCCACACUAUGGCCCUUUAAAGUUUCGCUUUUCAAACGAUUAUAGGCCAAAAAAUGGUCAACUUUGACAUUUUUUCCUAAAAGAACCAAAAAUUUCCAAACAAAAUUUCCAACAUUUUUAGAAUAUUUGGAACCUUCUGAAUCAUUUGGUACCACUGGAACAGUCGUAUCUCUUAUAGUUUCCAAGAUACGGCCUUUCAAGGUUCCGCUUUUCAUACUUUUAUAGUCCGAAAAUGGUCAACUUUGACAUUUUUUCCUGGAAAAACCAAUAAUUCCCAAAAACAUUUUCCAACAUUUUUAGAAUAUUUGGAACCUUCUGAAUCGUUUGGUACCACUGAAACACUCGUACCUCUUAUAGUUUCCACACUAUGGCCCUUUAAAGUUUCGCUUUUCAAACGAUUAUAGGCCAAAAAAUGGUCAACUUUGACAUUUUUUCCUAAGAGAACCAAAAAUUUCCAAAAAAAAUUUCCAACAUUUUUAGAAUAUUUGGAACCUUCUGAAUCGUUUGGUACCACUGAAACAGUCGUACCUCUUACAGUUUCCAAGAUACGGCCUUUUAAAGUUCCGCUUUUCAAACGUUUAUAGUCCGAAAAUGGUCAAUUUUGACAUUUUUUCCUGGAAAAACCGAUAAUUUCCAAAAAAAUUCUCCAACAUUUUUAGAAUAUUUGGGACCUUCUGAAUCGUUUGGUACCACUGAAACAGUCGUACCUCUUAUAGUUUUCAAAAUACGGCCUUUCAAAGUUCCGCUUUUCAUACUUUUAUAGCCCAAAAAAUAGUCAACUUUGACAUUUUUUCCUGGAAAAACCAAUAAUUACCAAAAAAAAAUUCCAACAUUUUUAGAAUAUUUGGAACCUUCUGAAUCGUUUGGUACCACUGGAACAGUCGUACCUCUUGUAGUUUCCAAGAUACGGCCCUUCAAAGUUCCGCUUUUCAAAUAGUUAUAAGCCAAAAAAUGGACAAUUUUGAAAUUUUUUCCUGGAAAAACCAAUAAUUUCCAAAAAAAAUUUCCAACAUUUUUAGAAUAUUUGGAACCUUCUGAAUCGUUUGGUACCACUGAAACAGUCGUACCUCUUAUAGUUUCCAAGAUACGGCCUUUCAAAGUUCCGCUUUUCAUACUUUUAUAGGCCAAAAAAUGGUCAACUUUGACAUUUUUUCCUAAAAGAACCAAAAAUUUCCAAACAAAAUUUCCAACAUUUUUAGAAUAUUUGGAACCUUCUGAAUCAUUUGGUACCACUGGAACAGUCGUAUCUCUUAUAGUUUCCAAGAUACGGCCUUUCAAGGUUCCGCUUUUCAUACUUUUAUAGUCCGAAAAUGGUCAACUUUGACAUUUUUUCCUGGAAAAACCAAUAAUUCCCAAAAACAUUUUCCAACAUUUUUAGAAUAUUUGGAACCUUCUGAAUCGUUUGGUACCACUGAAACACUCGUACCUCUUAUAGUUUCCACACUAUGGCCCUUUAAAGUUUCGCUUUUCAAACGAUUAUAGGCCAAAAAAUGGUCAACUUUGACAUUUUUUCCUAAGAGAACCAAAAAUUUCCAAAAAAAAUUUCCAACAUUUUUAGAAUAUUUGGAACCUUCUGAAUCGUUUGGUACCACUGAAACAGUCGUACCUCUUAUAGUUUCCAAGAUACGGCCUCUCAAAUUUCCGCUUCUUAAACGUUUAUAGGCCAAAAAAUGGUCAACUUUGACAUUUUUUUCUGGAAAAACCAAAAAAUUCCCAAAAAAAUUUUCAACAUUUUUAGAUUAUUUGGAACCUUCUGAGUCGUUUGGUACCAUUGAAACUAUCGUACUUCUUAUAGUUUCCACACUAUGGCCCUUUAAAUUUCCGCUUUUCAAUCGUUUAUAGGCCAAAAAAUGGUCAGUUUUGACAUUUUUUCCUGCAAAAACCAAUAAUUUCCAAAAACAUUUUCCAACAUUUUUAGAAUAUUUUGAACCUUCUGAAUCCUUUGGUACCACUGAAACAGCCCUACCUCUUAUAGUUUCCAAGAUACAACCUUUCAAAGUUCUGCUUUUCAUACUUUUAUAGGCCAAAAAAUGAUCAACUUUGACAUUUUUUCCUGGAAAAACCAAAAAUUUCCAAAAAAAUUUUCCAAUAUUUUUAGAAUAUUUGGAACCUUCUGAAUCGUUUGGUACCACUGAAACAGUCAUACCUCCGAUAGUUUCCAAGCUACGAGCUUUCAAAGUUUCUUAUCCCAGGCAUUUGAAGUCAUUUUUCUAUGUCUUCCAGGACUCGAUCACACGGAAUUUUAACGGGGCAUUUCAAGCAGUUUUCAAGCUGAUGGUAUAGAUUUCCGUUUUAUUCCAGACAUUUCGAGGGUGUUCCAGACAUAUUUUCAAAUAAGGGAGCGUUCCUGCGGAACGUCCCGCGUGCAAACCGGACUUUGCCCCUAUCGAUUUACUUUUAGUGAUUACAUCUUAAUGAAAAAUGCAUCAACAUGCGAGGCAAUCUGUGCCUAAAUCGGUCCAAUAUAAGGAAUAAAGAAUGAGCUUAAAAUUGCCUUAUUUUGUUAUUGCCCCGAUUACUUGUACUAUGGACGUCCUACGGGAAACCCCUUUUAACAGCAGCUACGAUAUACCCUGGUUAUACAAUAUAACCGUAGAGGACGCCAACUGGGUCAUCACCAGCUCCUUCAUGAUAUUCACGAUGCAAACGGGUUUCGGCAUGUUAGAAUCCGGAUGCGUAUCCAUAAAAAACGAAGUGAACAUCAUGAUGAAAAACGUCGUGGACAUCGUGCUGGGGGGUAUAACGUACUGGAUGUUCGGAUUCGCCACGUCCUUCGGCCGGAGCGCUUAUAACAACGGAUUUAUCGCUUUGGGGGACUUUUUUAUCGAUCCCGGGGUGCAGGAUCCGCUAAAGGGGGAAAUUUUCACGGCGUUCAUCUUUCAAUUGUCUUUUGCUACCACCGCCACUACCAUAGUCAGCGGGGCGAUGGCGGAAAGGUGCAAUUUCAAGGCCUAUUGUUUGUUUAGCUUUCUCAACACGAUGAUCUACUGCAUCCCCGCGGGGUGGCUCUGGGGCGAGCACGGAUUCCUCAAAAAACUGGGCGCGGUCGACAUCGCCGGUUCCGGCGCGGUCCAUUUAUUGGGCGGCAGCGCGGCCCUGGCCAGCGCCAUGAUGCUCGGCCCCCGAUUGGGCAGAUACGACAACGGACAGGGACCUUUGCCCCUAGGUAAUCCCCUGCCCCCCACCCCCCUUUUUCUCUUAUUAUUAAAACGUUCCAGGAAAUCCAGUAAACGCGGUGAUGGGUUUAUUUGUUUUAUGGUGGGGCUGGUUGGCCUUCAACUCGGGCAGCACCUACGGCUUGAGUGGCGGGAAAUGGCGGUACGCCGCCCAGGCGGCCGUUGCCACCAUGAUGUCCUCGUUUGGGGGCGGUACCGUCGGCAUUUUGUACUCGAUCGUACGUCUGGACGGCCGGAUAGACGCCCUGGAUAUUAUCAAUGGGAUUUUGGGGUCCCUGGUGGCCGUGACGGCGGGGUGCUUUUUGUAUCAAGGUGGUACCUGUUUAGGGGCCUCUAUCGUCUCUUUUGUUCAAUUCAUAUUUUUUCCCCGACAGGUUGGGAGGCUCUGGUUAUUGGUGCAAUAGGUUCGUUGCUCUCUUGUGGGGCCAUGCUUCUUAUCGACAAAGUUAAAAUUGAUGACCCCGUUGGGGCCACCGCUGUUCAUGGGGUCGGUGGUAUUUGGGGCAUUUUAGCGGUAGGUAUCUUUGCCCAGGACCCUUAUCCCCUUCGGACCACCAAUGGUCGAAAGGGAUUAAUAAAAGGGGGAGGGUGGUACCUUUUAGGGGUCCAAUCUUUGACCGCCCUCUGUAUUAUGUCAUGGGGGGUCACUACCACUGUACUCCUCUUAUGGUUUGUCAACAAAAUCAUCCCCAUUCGUAUGAACGUCCAUCAAGAACUUCUGGGGGCUGAUAUUACCGAACAUCUUGUACGACACUCAAAGAAAGAGGUGUCCAGGGCCCUCUCGGCGUUCAGGGCAGUACUGGACAUAACAGAAGCCGAACGGCUCAAUAUUGUGGGCACCAACCCUGGACACGACAAGCAUCUUUCACUUAUAAAAAGUUUAUCGAAGAGGAGCAACCACCGGUUGUCUAAGAUCUUAAGGAUUGUCGCCAUCAAUGACAACCUGGGUAAUAGAAUGAAAGGAAGUCUGCUCUCCAUGAUUAGAAUCAAGAAAAAGAAGGUCCAGUUGCCAAGAAUUCAGAAGGUACUUGAACCAAAUGUCCCUAAGCUCGCUUGGGUCGAUUGAUGGAAACACUUAUAUAUUAGUCAAAUAAAUUAGGAUUUUCUGAGCAUCAAUACUGUGUUUUCUUGUACAAGAGUCUGGCGAAACCCUAUAUAGUAGGCACUUACCUCUUGGGGAAUAAAAUGGUGCAAAAUAUCAACCAGGGAAACCCCAUUGCCGAUGCUAGUGCCCGCUAUUGGGG
Molecule: messenger RNA, 4958 nt
Organism: Anthonomus grandis grandis
Lineage: Eukaryota; Metazoa; Arthropoda; Insecta; Coleoptera; Curculionidae
Product: putative ammonium transporter 2
Exons: 9
Coding region: 3017-4780 (587 amino acids)
Biological process (GO): ammonium transmembrane transport; ammonium homeostasis
Cellular component (GO): membrane
Molecular function (GO): ammonium channel activity
Source: RefSeq, a predicted model, not a curated record